Pyricularia grisea is the source of this 960-nucleotide messenger RNA. RefSeq lists its product as uncharacterized. The record is from RefSeq and is a predicted model, not a curated record. Gene Ontology annotation, cellular component: mitochondrion. Lineage: Eukaryota; Fungi; Ascomycota; Sordariomycetes; Magnaporthales; Pyriculariaceae. Gene Ontology annotation, biological process: iron-sulfur cluster assembly. The transcript is spliced from 2 exons. Bases 1 to 960 code for a protein of 319 amino acids. Gene Ontology annotation, molecular function: iron-sulfur cluster binding; iron ion binding.
AUGACGGCAACCAAGCUUUUAAGGACGUCCAUGAGCGUCCUCUGGCGUCCACGCCAGGUUAGGACGAGUUCAGGCACUUCUAGUAUCUACAACCUCGCCACUCGACGAGCAGCACACUCCAGCUCCAAGCCAUCAUGGGCUGCGGUACCGCGGCGUCCGGUGCUACAUACACAGCAGAUACGGGGAGGGAUAUUAGGCGGUGCGGACAGUCGACGAACAAUUUUCAUCCAGACAGAGCCUACGCCAAACGCGGAUGCUCUAAAGUUCCUACCAAACCACCGCGUGCUGCCCGAAGAUAUCUCAACUCCAUACAUCGAGUAUCUUAACCCGCGCUCAACGAUCGCACCGCCUUAUCCGUCGCCGUUGGCCGCACAGCUUAUGAACAUUGACGGUGUGCAGUCCGUCUUCUACGGCGCCGACUUCAUCACUGUGACGAAGGCUUCUGACGCGAACUGGGCGCACAUCCGACCCGAGAUAUUCUCCCUGAUUACGGAAGCCAUCACCUCGGGACAGAAGAUUGUCAACGUUGUGGAGCGCAGCGAUACGUCCGCGGAAGAUGGCCAGGAGACGAGUGGCGAGGUGGACAGCCUGAGCUACAACGAGAACGACAGUGAAGUCGUGGGGAUGAUCAAGGAGCUACUGGAGACGCGGAUUAGGCCUGCCAUCCAAGAGGAUGGUGGUGAUAUCGAGUUCCGGGGGUUCGAGAAUGGCAAUGUCCUACUUAAGCUCCGUGGCGCCUGCCGGACCUGUGACUCUAGCACUGUUACGCUCAAGAAUGGCAUUGAGGGUAUGCUGAUGCACUAUAUCGAGGAAGUCCAAGGAGUUAUCCAGGUUAUGGACCCGGAGGAAGAGAUUGCCGCCAAAGAGUUUGCAAAGUUUGAGGAGAAGCUGCGUGCUCAAAAGGGCGAGGCUCCCCCUUCAACUGUUGGCAAGGGGUCGUUGGACACAGUUCCGGGCUGA